AUGAUGGACGCGCGAUUCGAGGGCAUUGAGGACAGGCUGCUUCCACCGGUGCGGGUUCGCCCUCCUCUGGCCGCUGACAGACGCCAGCGGGUGCAGACACCUCAAGUGCCAGAGGCUGUAGUCGCCUCGUAUAGUGCGGCUACUAAGAAGGGGCAGAAAGCCCCUUCUUCUCAACUGGUGCCGCAAGCCUAUCGGAGCCACUAUGGUAGAGGUAAGGCCGACUCUCUCGCCGCAAAGUUCAAGGAGGAAAACAUCAGGGUGUCUAGAUCCGUCAUGAGCACUGAGUUGCGCCUAGCAGGUUUGGACGACUUCAUAACGGCCGAUGAAAUUGCCACGGCAAUAUUCAGAACCGGAGGAUGCCCUGCGGAUCAAAUCAGGGUCGGACCCAGCCGCGGGUGGGGACACAGUGGCUAUCGCCACGAAUAUUUCAGCCGGCUCAUCGCCAUUCCAGCGAGUCAUGAGGCACCGGGAAUGUCUGGCAGCACAAGUGGAGAACACAGUCGUAAUCGGUGUCUACAUCUGGCCGAACAGGAUCUCGCCGAGUUCGAGAGCUUCUUGGCGGAAGUGGACACCCUCAUCGAAUGGGCCAAUCCCUAUCAGGUACUCGUCGCGGGGGAUCCCAAUACCAAGUCUACGGUAAGGGGAUCCCCGGCGACGGAUGCCCGGGGGGAGGUGGUGGAGGAGUGGCUGGCUGCCCAAGGGCUAGUGGUCCUAAACCAAGAGUUGGCAAACACGUGCGUGCGGUCUCAGGGCGGCUCAAUCGCGGACGUCACAUUCGCUAGCGCCGGCUUGGUGCGGCGGGUUCAGGGCUGGGAGGUUCUACAGGGAGUGGAGACGUUGUCAGACCACUUGUACGGCCGAUGUCACGUGGCCGCACACACAGCGGCUCUGAACAGUCCAGGUCGAGGUCCCGGGGAACUGGGUCCAAAAUGGGCGCUAAAGCACUCGGACAGGGACGCAUUCGUGGAAGCGUUCUUAGCUUGGUCCUCUGCACCGGAGUCCAUUGAGCUGGAAGCACGCGUCACACGUGUACUGGUGGUCUGCAGAACUCGUACACCUUCGAACCACGUGUGCGAUGAGCAGACGCCAGUACACCCACUACCGGAGACGGAGGCAGCGAGACGAGGAGGAGGAGUCUCGUCGGCAUACCUCGUACAAGGAGACGAAGUUGGCGCUGAGGACAGCCAUUUGGAUAGCCAAGCAGGUCAGCUGGGAAGAGCUCCUACCGACUCUUGA
Hyposmocoma kahamanoa is the source of this 1236-nucleotide messenger RNA. RefSeq lists its product as uncharacterized. The transcript has 4 exons. Gene Ontology annotation, molecular function: catalytic activity. The record is from RefSeq and is a predicted model, not a curated record. Lineage: Eukaryota; Metazoa; Arthropoda; Insecta; Lepidoptera; Cosmopterigidae. The coding region runs from base 1 to 1236 and encodes 411 amino acids.